Molecule: messenger RNA, 2081 nt
Organism: Thamnophis sirtalis
Lineage: Eukaryota; Metazoa; Chordata; Lepidosauria; Squamata; Natricidae
Source: RefSeq, a predicted model, not a curated record
AAUGGAGAUGAGUACCGCCCCCUAGAGUCGGGAACGACUAGCACAUAUGUGCGAGGGGAACCUUUACUUUUAAAGCACUUUUGACUAUACAAAGGAUGAUCUCCAAGGGCUUGAGAUUUCCCACCCAAUGUCCUGUUGCACUUCCUACCCCUUUUCAAAUGUUGGGCUACUCAAUUACAGUUUCUCAGUUUAAGAAUGAGCCUUCUCAAAUGAAGACGAAUAUACGUGUCCCAGGAUCCAAUCUGGGUCUGUCACCGGGACCAGAGCUUUUGAGUUCAGAAGUUCUCUAACUAGAGAGAAGUUCCCUGAAGAUGGGCUCCAGCAUGAGUCCAAAAGUUCGGAAGACAAAACUUCUGGUCCCAGUGACCGACCCAGCUUGGUUCCUGCAAUAAGCUUUCUUUCUCCAGCACACUUGCAAAGAGGUAUUUAGAAGACUUUAAAUUAACCAUUGUUCAGGUAGUGAUUAAUCAUAAUGGCCAGAAACAAGCCAGUUUCAUAAAGGAUGUUUGGAGGCUAGCUUCUUUGCCCUGAUCGUAGGGUGAAUAAAGAAUAACACUUGAGUCAUGUCAAAUGUUUUGGUUGUGACUCCAAAUCCCUUCCCAUUUGCCAGUGCCAGUCUGGGCUGAUGUGAUUGAUGCCCAAAAACAAUUAAAGAGAAACAAGACCUCUAAAAAUGCCUUACACUGUUCCAAACAAUGAUUUGUCUAAAAUUAAAGCAGAGGAUUGCAUUCUGCUCAAAACUGCUGGGGUGGUGGUGGUGGAUGGAGUGAGACAUCUCCUCCUAAUUUAGAAUUUCAUUUGCCCAUUUUAGAGGGAUGAUGUCAGGGUUGGAAGCACACACAAACACACACACACACUCCUGGAACUUUUUUUCUUUUAAAGUAAGGGAGCAACACAAAAUUGGGAGUCAAGAUAUUUUGAUUCAUCUGUAAGAAUUUCAGAAUUCAAAUUCCUUUCCAGUUGAAAUGAAAUACUGUAUAAUCAAACCGCAGCAAACAGCUAAAAGCUGGAAGAAUAGGUGGCAUACUUAAAGUCCCCCCCCCCUCCCAAGAAUAAGGAGACUGUCCCUAAUUUUUUUCAGGAGUUGGUUGCUUCUACUUUCUUCCAAAGAAAAUAGUAAUGUGUUGCUUUUGUUCCGCUUUGCUUCUAGAAGAUGCCCCUUCGUGAAUUGUUCCUGGCCCUUUUCUGUCUUGCCCUUACUUGUGCUCUUUCCUGGAUUACUAGUGGCCUUAGGUGCUAAUUCCUGUAUUGGCUGAUCAUAAAUGUCUGUUGUUAAGUGUGCAUUUCUGAAUCAGUUUACUAUUUAUCUUCGGUGAAUCAAUGGGGCAAUACCGGAACAGUUGGGUUUAUUCUAUAGGGAAUGCCCUCAUAAUAUGCAGGUAGAUGAGGAGGUUGUUUUUAACGGGUGAUGCCUACGAUGUUGCAACUACUCAUCUGGUUUGUAUUACGUCAUAGGCCUUCAUGGAAGCUCUGGGAAGUUGACCGGCUCAACAUCUAGCUUGAACAAACUCUCCGUUCAGAGUUCAGGAAGCCGUAGAUCUCAAUCAUCCUCCUUGCUAGAUAUGGGAAACAUGUCCGCUUCUGACCUUGAUGUAGCAGAUAGGACUAAGUUUGAUAAGAUUUUUGAACAGGUCUUAAGUGAAUUAGAGCCUCUCUGUCUGGCAGAGCAAGACUUCAUUAGUAAAUUCUUCAAACUUCAACAGCAUCUCAGCAUUCCUGGAACACCGGUGAGCGAUACCGAGGAGACUGACGGAGGGACUUUAACAAAACCACACAAUAUUGGUGGGCUGCAAUCAGCAUAUUCAGAGACUCACAUGAUCCGGCAAAUGAUGAUAAAAAUAUUUCGCUGUGUUGAACCAGAACUGAAUAACCUCAUUGCUCUGGGGGACAAGAUUGACAGCUUCAAUUCCCUCUAUAUGCUAGUGAAGAUGAGUCACCACGUCUGGACAGCGCAGAAUGUGGAUCCAACCUCCUUCCUUAGCACAACUCUCGGAAACGUUUUAGUAACCGUCAAACGAAACUUUGAUAAAUGCAUUGUAAGUUUUUGAGCACUUUUGAUAAUUAGUAGUGGGUUGAAUGCA